This is a messenger RNA of Pelagomonas calceolata, 1303 nucleotides long. NCBI's taxonomy places the organism in Eukaryota, Pelagophyceae, Pelagomonadales, Pelagomonadaceae. The record is from the annotation of a GenBank genome assembly.
AGCAACAACAAAACCACCGGCGCACGAACACUGUUCACGUCAGCAGCAUAUUUGUUGAUGAUAAAUUGAAGCAUUUGUGCCCUCAGAUUCAACCGUUUGAGUUACGAGCGGCCAACUGGACCAUGCAUUGCCUGCGAGCCCUCUUGGUCUGCACCGCAGCAGCAGCAGUGGCACCGGUCUCGCGCCGCAGCCUCCUGAAAACCACAGGCGCCGCCGCCGUGGCGACGCCUCUGGCCGCGAACGCCGCCGACAAACAACCGCUCCUCGCGGCCGGUACCAUCGCCGUGCCGCGCGUCGGCUUUGGCCUCUACAAAACCGCACCGGAAGAAACCAAGGCGGCCGUCGCGCUGGCGCUUGAGGCCGGCGUCCGGCAUUUCGACACCGCGGCCGCAUAUAACAACGAGGCCGAGCUUGGCGCCGCGUUACGAGAGGGCGACACGGGCGAGAACGUCUUCAUCACGACAAAGGUGGCCGCGACCGCCGGCGCGUCCGCACGGGACGCCGUCGCGGCCGCGGCGGACCGCCUCAAGCGGGCCCCGGACUGCGUCUACAUCCACUCGCCGCUGGCGCCGAGGGAGAAGCGCCUGGAAACGUGGGCGGCACUUAAUGAAGCGAGGAGGGAGGGCCUCUGCCGCACACUAGGCGCCGCGAACUGCGGCCUCAGGCACCUCAAGGAGUUUGAGAUCGCGGGCCCGGCGCCGGCGCUUGUGCAGCUCGAAUUGUCCCCGUAUAAUCAACGACCUGCCGAAGUCGCCUGGGCCCGGGGCAACCGCGCCGUCGUGACCUGCGCGGCCUGGUCGAAGCUCUCGGGCGCCUACAAUUGGGGGAGCGACGCGGCUUAUAAAACGCUCAAUGCUGCUUGCAAGGCCCACGGCGCGACGAAGGCCCAGAUUUUGGUGCGGUGGGCGCUCCAGCGGGGCUUCGUGCCCCUGCCCCGGUCCGGCGUUUCGGACUCGGUGCAACGCCUCGCCAUCGCCCAAAACUCGUUGGCGGGCGUCGAGGGCUGGCAGCUCUCCGCGCAGGAGAUGCGGUCCCUAAACCAGCUCGAGGACCGCCUCGCAUCGGGAAGACUAGGACGGGCGGACGGCUGGACCGCGGAUCAAGUGGAGGGGCCGGACUGGGACCCGACGACCUACGUCGACUAAGGGCUGUUAUGUGUACACUAGUCACUGCCCGAUUUCCUCGCCCGUCGUGGGGUUCUGCUCGUAGUACUCCUUGAUGUUGUUGCUCUGAACUUUGGCGUGCAUCUGGUACCAGCCGAAGUAGGCGACCUGUGCGCACGACGCCGUCGAGCAGAAGCGCG